This is a messenger RNA of Ricinus communis (castor bean), 1456 nucleotides long. Its product is annotated as pheophytinase, chloroplastic. The record is from RefSeq and is a predicted model, not a curated record. Gene Ontology annotation, biological process: chlorophyll metabolic process. NCBI's taxonomy places the organism in Eukaryota, Viridiplantae, Streptophyta, Magnoliopsida, Malpighiales, Euphorbiaceae. The transcript is spliced from 6 exons. The coding region runs from base 124 to 1275 and encodes 383 amino acids. Gene Ontology annotation, cellular component: chloroplast. Gene Ontology annotation, molecular function: chlorophyllase activity.
AUGCUGUAAUGAUUUCAUUAUUAGAAAUCUAUAUUAUAUUUAUAUUACAUCAUAGAAAAUUUAAUAAGCGUAAUAGGCAGCCCAUAUAGAUAGCGAGCAAGGGGCUAAGAGUUAGGGGGAAAGAUGGGGUCAAUGGCAGCAGCAACAGAGGUUCACAUGAAUUUAUUAUCAGCAAGAAAAGGAUUUGGAUUACAAAGGAAACCUCCUCCGGUUCAUCUCCAGAACAAAUUGAAAUUUCCUAACAUUAGUAGUAAUGCCAUAAUGAUAAUCAGGUGCAGCAGCAGUAGUGGUGCUAUUGCUAAUUCCAGUAGUUAUGGCAAAGCAUUAGAGGCAGAAGCGAUAAGGAAGCAGUGCAGAAAAUGGGUAUGGAAGGGACAAUACUCCAUUAAUUAUUUAGUUUCUUCUGAUGAUUUACAGUCUUCCCUACAGUCUUCUCUCCCUCCUCUUCUCCUUGUUCAUGGCUUCGGCGCCUCCAUUCCUCACUGGCGCAGGAAUAUUGCAACAUUGGCCCAAAAUUACACUGUCUAUGCCAUUGACCUUCUUGGCUUUGGUGCUUCAGAUAAGCCAAAGGGUUUUUCAUACACCAUGGAAGGAUGGGCUCAGUUAAUCUUGGAUUUCUUGGAAGAAGUUGUUCAGAAGCCAACCGUGCUAAUAGGGAACUCUGUUGGAAGUCUUGCUUGUGUUAUUGCGGCUUCAGAAUCCAGUCCAAAUUUCGUUAGAGGGCUUGUGCUGUUGAAUUGUGCUGGUGGCAUGAACAACAAGGCCAUUGUUGAUGAUUGGAGGAUCAAGCUGUUGCUGCCUGUGCUUCUGCUUGUUGAUUUUCUACUGAAGCAACGAGCAAUUGCUUCAGCGAUCUUUGAGCGUGUUAAACAGAGUUAUUGUGUCACAUGCAGAGACACACUGAGGAACAUUUUAUUGUCUGUUUAUGGAAAUAAGGAGUCUGUGGAUGAAGAACUUGUGGAGAUCAUUAGAGGACCUGCAAAUGAUGAUGGGGCACUUGAUGCUUUUGUUUCCAUAGUGACAGGCCCACCAGGGCCAAAUCCUGUGAAGUUGAUGCCAAGAAUUUCCAUACCUGUUCUAGUUCUAUGGGGUGAUCAGGACCCAUUCACACCUCUUGAUGGACCUGUUGGUAAAUUUUUCUCUUCUCUUCCUUCUCAAUUCUCAAAUGUUACUCUUUAUGUAUUGGAAGGGGUUGGGCACUGUCCCCAUGAUGACAUUCCUGACUUGGUCCAUGAAAAUUUGCUUCCUUGGUUGUCUCAAGUUGCUGCUUUAUGAAUAUCAUUACUCUGUUUCCAAGAAUUCCUUGUACAUAAAGCUUAUGUAAGGAGCAUGCCAUUUAAUUUUGGGUUUCCUUUGGCUUGUAUAACAGAAUAGAGCAAAAAUAUUCAAAAUGUGAAAUUCAUUUAUGUUGUAAAUGAACUUGUAAUGGAAUUCAUAUAUAAAUAUUUAUGUUUUA